Messenger RNA from Bipolaris maydis ATCC 48331, 499 nucleotides. NCBI's taxonomy places the organism in Eukaryota, Fungi, Ascomycota, Dothideomycetes, Pleosporales, Pleosporaceae. The record is from RefSeq and is a predicted model, not a curated record.
CGAUGGAGCCUCACCACUGGUUAUUGCCAUUUCCAAGCGCCACGCUGACACUGUACAGCUCCUACUGGAAAGGGGCAUCGAUGUGGACAGUCCAGUCCUUAGCGGACCUCCAAUAUUCCACGCAGUCAAGGCAUCAGAAGAUGCGCCUCGCCUCAUUCAACUGCUACUUGACCAUGGCGCUGAUGUACAGGCUACUACAGGGCCUGCCAACAUGACCGCCUUGCAUUGGGCGGCUGUUAAUGGCAUGGUUCAUGCUGUUGAUUUCCUUAUCGACAAGGGAUUGGAUGUUGACGGGAGAUGCAAAAGGGGGAAAACUGCUCUUGUUCUUGCCGCAGAAAACGGACACACGACGAUGGUAGAGUUGUUGAUUGAAAAGGGUGCAGACGUCAACGCGCUGAGCACUGAACCGAGAAAGUCUACCCCGGCUGUGUGGGCAGCAAUCUUAGGAUACGACAAAGUACUCAAGACAUUGAUACGACACGGAGCAGAUCUUUCCGUU